AGCGGGAUUGUGAAUCCAAAAACGCGCGCGAGGACACGCAUUCAGACUAGCACAACCGUGUGACGCACCGUCGUCACACGCCCUCACCAGCGCGGUCUUCUGGUCGAUGGACGACGCGCAGCAGGCUCGGCAGGACGCCGAGGCUCCGGCUGAUGACCCUGGCGCGGCGGCGGAGCCCCUGCUGGCUGCUGGGCGCGGGCGGCGCCGCCGGUGGAGCGUGCCGUGGCUCACCGUCGUUGGGUUCGCGUUCCUCACGUUCAACAGUGGCAUGGCCAUCUACCGGUCCGGCGGCGAGCGCUGGGCGGUCGCCUUCGUGGCCUUCUCGUACCUGGACCUGGUCCUGCUCUUCGGCUGCCUCCGGCUGUACGAGACCGCGGAGCCCGGCUCCGCCAGGAGGCCCCGGCUCAAAGUGGCCGUGUGGACGCUCACGACGGCGCUCACGGUGCUCUUCUCGGCCAAGGUCGCCGCCGUCAUGCCCGCCGCCGUGGCCGUGGUGGUCUGGGUAAUGGCGUUCGCCACUAUCGCCGGAGGCUUCUAUGCUUUCUUCCUAUACAGCGACAAGCAUGGAGAUAUAUAGUUCGUCGCCGUGUGUUUUCUUUUACGAUUUACUCGCUCUGUUUUAAAUUAUUAGUCACUAGUGCAUAACGUGCGCUAUCGCGCGCGGACCUGUAAACUCUGUAUCACUCCUUGUAAGACAAUUUAUAUCUAAGUUCAAUCAUUGUGUCAAUAGCAUCACAUUAACAAGCUGCA
Molecule: messenger RNA, 750 nt
Organism: Panicum virgatum (switchgrass)
Lineage: Eukaryota; Viridiplantae; Streptophyta; Magnoliopsida; Poales; Poaceae
Exons: 1
Coding region: 107-577 (156 amino acids)
Source: RefSeq, a predicted model, not a curated record